This is a messenger RNA of Anopheles merus, 1624 nucleotides long. Its product is annotated as farnesol dehydrogenase-like. NCBI's taxonomy places the organism in Eukaryota, Metazoa, Arthropoda, Insecta, Diptera, Culicidae. Bases 48 to 905 code for a protein of 285 amino acids. The transcript has 3 exons. The record is from RefSeq and is a predicted model, not a curated record.
UCUCCUGUAUUUAAUGGUUCAUAUAUUUGCAGUACAACUUAAAAAAAAUGGCGACUCAUUGUAGCAAUGGUAAUAAUGAUAACAACGAAAAUAUACCGGCAAUACCGCCACCAUCGGUUAGAUUAGACAUUGCCGACCGCAUGAAACGCUGGCAUGGAAAGGUUGCAGUUGUGACAGGCGCCAGUGGAGCAAUUGGUGGUGCUAUUGCAAUUGAACUAGUCAAAUCAGGAAUGAUCGUGUGUGCGCUGUCCAGACGACGUGACAAAGUAGAAAAGUUACGCGUUAGUCUCUUUGACGUAGCUGGUUCCUUGAAUUACGUUGAGUGUGAUAUUACUGUGGAAGACGACGUCAAGUAUGCAUUCGGGUGGAUUGAAAACACAUAUGGUGGAGUAGAUAUGCUAGUUAACAACGCAGGCAUUAUAACGAAAUGUUUGCUAACAGAGAAGAAUAAUACAAGAGACCUAUACAAGACAAUGGAAACGAACAUCAUUGGUUUAUCUUUGUGCACUCGCGAAGCUGUUAAAUCAAUGAAAGCACGUGAUGUAAAAGGUCACAUCAUAAACGUAAACAGCAUAUUUGGACAUAAAGUACAUCAAGCCGUUCCAGGAACGCGACCAUUGAAUGGAAUGUACCCAGCAUCAAAGUACGCAGUCACUGCAAUUACUGAGUGUAUUAGACAGGAACUUGUCUAUUUAGGCACGGGCUGUAAAGUUACAAGUAUUAGUCCAGGUUUAGUAGAAGGUGAUAUUUUAUCAACAAAUACAUCAAAGGAUAAUGAAAUUGUUAAUUACAUGCCGAAACUAAAGCCUGAAGAUGUUGCAGAGGCAGUAUUAUAUGCAAUCACAACACCAGAAAAUGUUCAAAUACACGAACUAAUAAUCAAACCUAUGGGCGAGUUCUUGUAAGUUAACAUGAAGUGAUCAAUGAAAAAGGGUCGGUCUCGUGGUACAGUCGUCAACUCGUACGACUUAACAACAUAUCAUAGGUUCAAGCCCUGAAUGGACCGUGCCCACAUACGUAGGACUGACUAUCCUACUAUGGUAAUCAAUAAGUCACCGAAAGCCAAAGCCCAUUAGUAGUACAGGCAGGCUAUGACCGACAACGGUUGUUGUACCAAAGACGACGAUCGAUGGAAAUAGAGAGUUUGGAAGAGGAAAAACAAUUUUUGCAUGUAAUAAAACUAACUUCUUUACAUUUUAAUAUAUUUUGGAAUAAAAGUCACUUUAUAAAACCAAAAAGUUCGAUACAGCUAAAAACUUUGCGUAUCCGGUAGUGAAUUCAAGACCAUUGGAUAUUUUGGUUUUGAUAUGUCUUGUGUCAAACGUAGACAGCGGUAAUCGCUUUUGCGGGCGUGCCUGCGUUUUUCGAAAAUGUGUGGAAUUUGACAUCCGCCGCAGAUGUUUGUUUGGAAAGCUUGCAUUAGAAUCAAACAAUUUUAAUUUUUCGCACGCACGCCCGCACGGUCACAGGAACGAUUACCACUACCUAAUCAGCGCCUACCACAACUAUAUGGACAGUCGUUUUUCACGAUUUGCGGAAAAUCCAUCGCGGAAGAGAUAGAUAAAAACAGUGAAUGCAUGGGUUGUGCAGAAUACUUUUUCACAUCUUCGUGAAUAAUAAUAGU